Alnus glutinosa is the source of this 4844-nucleotide messenger RNA. RefSeq names its product pleiotropic drug resistance protein 2-like. The transcript has 19 exons. Gene Ontology annotation, cellular component: membrane. Gene Ontology annotation, molecular function: ATP binding; ATP hydrolysis activity; ABC-type transporter activity. The record is from RefSeq and is a predicted model, not a curated record. Bases 269 to 4693 code for a protein of 1474 amino acids. NCBI's taxonomy places the organism in Eukaryota, Viridiplantae, Streptophyta, Magnoliopsida, Fagales, Betulaceae.
UUUUCCACGUUUUCUCACACACCAAACACACGCAAAUGCUCAAAAGCGCGGGAAUAUUGGCUUCAUAAGUAUGUGCAUAUUUGGUUAGCAUUUCAUUGAUUCUUUCAGAACUGUUAGACAGGACAUGCAAGAGCAAGAACCCCAAGAGUUUUGUUGUUUAUCAUUUUGCUACACUGGGUGACAAAACUUUUUAGCAUAGAGUGAGGAUUUUAAUUCGGCCCGUUGUUCAAAAUCUUGAGGUUUUGGCAACGGCUGGAGAAGUAAAAAAAUGGCGGCAGCAUUGGUCGGAGAGGACUUGGUGAGGCAGAUGAGUAGUAGUAGGAGUUGGCGGUCGACGAGUACGAGAGAGAUGUGGAAUGAACCGGACGUGUUUCAGCGGAGUGGCCGGCAGGUGGCGAACGACGAGGAGGAGUUGAAGUGGGCGGCGAUAGAGAGGCUGCCCACGUAUGAUAGGCUGAGGACAGGGAUGCUAAGACAGGUGAUGAGCAAUGGGAGGGUUGUGCAUGGUGAGAUUGAUGUCACAAAGCUUGGCACUCAAGAAAAGAAGCAGUUGAUGGAGAGCAUUCUCAAAUUUGUUGAGGAGGACAAUGAGAAGUUCCUCAGGAGGCUCAGGGCCAGAACUGAUAGGGUAGGAAUAGAGAUUCCUAAAAUUGAAGUUAGAUUCCAGAAAUUAUCAGUUGAGGGAGACGCAUAUGUUGGGACCAGAGCACUUCCAACCCUGCUUAAUUCCACCUUGAAUGCAGUAGAGGGAGUUCUUGGAAUCAUUGGACUCUCUCCAUCAAAGAAAAGAGUUGUCAAGAUACUCCAAGAUCUAAGCGGCAUAGUCAGACCAUCAAGGAUGACAUUGCUUCUGGGGCCUCCUGGGUCGGGGAAAACAACGUUGCUACAAGGACUUGCUGGGAAAUUGGCUGAUGAUUUAAGGGUAACUGGGAAAGUCACCUACUGUGGUCAUGAAUUCAAUGAAUUUGUAGCUCAAAGAACCAGUGCUUACAUUAGCCAGCAUGAUCUCCAUUAUGGUGAGAUGACUGUUCGUGAGACAUUAGAUUUCUCCGGACGUUGUCUAGGAGUUGGUACCAGGUAUGAAAUGUUGUUAGAGCUGUCUAAACGGGAGAAAAAGAAGGGAAUUCAACCAGACCCUGAGAUUGAUGCCUUCAUGAAAGCUACAGCUUUGGCCGGACAUGAGACGAGUUUGACUACAGAUUAUGUUCUCAGGGUUCGUCAUUUAGCUUGUUGGUUCAUUUUAUAUUUUUCUUGUAUGCUAUAUGAAGAGCCUAACUUCUUAUGGUUUCCAAUACAGAUACUCGGAUUGGAUAUUUGUGGUGAUAUCAUGGUGGGAGAUGACAUGAGAAGGGGUAUUUCUGGUGGACAGAAGAAGCGUGUAACUACUGGAGAAAUGUUGGCUGGACCAGCAAAAGCAUUUUUCAUGGAUGAAAUAUCAACGGGGCUAGACAGCUCCACUACAUUUCAGAUUGUCAAGUUCAUGAAACAGAUGGUUCAUAUCAUGGAUGUCACCAUGGUCAUCUCUCUCUUGCAGCCUGCGCCUGAGACCUUCGAUCUUUUUGAUGACAUUAUUCUUCUUUCUGAGGGUCAGAUUGUUUACCAAGGUCCGCGUGAGAAUGUUCUUGACUUCUUUGAAUAUACAGGCUUCAAAUGUCCAGAGAGGAAAGGUGUUGCAGACUUUCUACAGGAAGUAACUUCCAAUAAGGACCAAGAACAAUAUUGGUUCAAAAAGAACCAACCUUACAGAUAUAUCUCUGUACCGGAGUUUGUAAGGGUCUUCAACUCCUUUCACAUUGGCCAACAACUCUUGGAAGAUUUAAGAGUUCCUUAUGAUAAAUCCAGCACCCAUCCUGCUGCUUUGGUGAGAGAAAAGUACGGGAUCUCCAACAUGGAACUCUUCAAGGCUUGUUUAUCGAGGGAAUGGUUACUGAUGAAGCGCAACUCAUUCAUACAUAUAUUCAAAACUAUUCAGAUAACAAUCAUGGCUACAAUAGCAUUGACUGUGUUCUUAAGAACAGAAAUGAAAUCUGGUCAAAUAGAAGAUGGAGCAAAAUUUUGGGGAGCACUAUUUUUUAGUCUCGUUAAUGUCAUGUUUAAUGGGAUGGCAGAACUUGCAAUGACGGUUUUCAGGCUUCCUGUGUUCUUCAAACAGAGAGAUUUCUUAUUCUACCCUGCAUGGGCUUUUGCAGUGCCCAUUUGGCUCCUUCGAAUUCCAAUUUCAUUGAUGGAAUCUGGUAUUUGGAUCAUUCUUACAUAUUACACCAUUGGGUUUGCACCUGGGGCCAGUAGGUUCUUCAAACAGUUCUUGGCUUUCUUUGGCAUACAUCAGAUGGCACUUUGCCUCUUCCGUUUCAUUGCAGCCGCGGGAAGAACUCAAGUUGUUGCAAAUACACUUGGUACCUUUACACUACUAAUGGUAUUCGUGCUUGGAGGUUUCAUUGUUUCUAAAGAUGACAUUGAGUCGUGGAUGAUAUGGGGCUACUACAUUUCUCCCAUGAUGUAUGGACAAAAUGCAAUUGCUAUUAAUGAGUUUCUUGAUGACAGAUGGAGCACUCCUAUAGUCAACUCUAGUCAACCAACUGUUGGAAAGACCCUUCUCAAGGAAAGAGGCCUGUUUACUGAAGAAUAUUGGUAUUGGAUUUGUAUUGCAGCACUCUUUGGGUUUUCUCUUCUGUUCAAUCUUCUUUUCAUUGCAGCCCUGACAAUUUUGAAGCCUCUCAGUGAUACCAAAGUUGUGAUUCUGGAUGAUGAGUUCGAAAGCAAGCCUAAGCAACAAUUGGAAUCCGAUUUAGAAGGUAUAGAUAUGCAAGUGAGAAAUGUUCAAGGAACUGUCAACUCUGUUCAAGCUAAGCGAGGAAUGGUUUUGCCUUUCCAACCCCUUUCACUUGCUUUCAACCAUGUGAAUUACUAUGUUGAUAUGCCAGUAGAAAUGAAGAGCCAGGGUGUUGAUGAGACUCGACUGCAGUUGCUGCGAGAUGUUAGUGGCGCUUUCCAACCUGGUAUACUAACAGCAUUAGUUGGUGUCAGUGGUGCUGGAAAGACUACCUUGAUGGAUGUCUUAGCAGGAAGAAAGACUGAUGGAUAUAUUGAAGGAAGUAUUAGCAUCUCUGGUUACCCAAAGAACCAAGCCACAUUUGCUAGGGUGAGCGGUUAUUGUGAACAGAACGACAUCCAUUCCCCGUAUGUUACUGUAUAUGAAUCUUUGGUAUACUCUGCCUGGUUGCGUCUUGCUUCGAAUGUAAAGAAGGAAACACGAAAGAUGUUUGUCGAUGAAGUUACGGAGUUAGUUGAGCUUAACUCAUUGAGGAAUGCUCUAGUUGGACUUCCAGGAAUUGAUGGUCUUUCAACUGAGCAGAGAAAGAGGCUCACCAUUGCCGUGGAGUUGGUUGCUAACCCCUCCAUCAUCUUUAUGGAUGAGCCCACAUCAGGCCUUGAUGCUAGAGCUGCUGCUAUAGUCAUGCGUACUGUAAGAAACACAGUGGAUACAGGACGAACUGUUGUUUGCACAAUUCACCAACCGAGCAUUGACAUCUUUGAAUCGUUUGAUGAGCUCUUCUUGAUGAAAAGAGGAGGACUAGCGAUUUAUGCCGGACCUCUUGGUCUCCAUUCUCACAAACUUGUUGAAUACUUUGAGGCUAUCCCAGGGGUUUCCAAGAUUAACAAAGGAUACAAUCCGGCUACUUGGAUGUUAGAUGUUAGUUCUACUGCAAUUGAGGCUCAACUUGACAUUGAUUUUGCGGAAGUUUAUGCCAACUCUGACCUUUACAGAAGAAAUCAGGAACUUAUCAAGGAACUAAGCACUCCACAACUAGGUUCUGAGGAUCUUUACUUUCCCACACAGUACUCCCAAAGCUUUAUAACUCAAUGCAUUGCUUGUUUUUGGAAGCAGCAUUGGUCAUACUGGAGAAACUCACAGUACAAUGCAAUUCGUUUUUUCAUGACGAUUGUCAUUGGUAUUCUUUUUGGUGUUAUCUUCUGGAGCAAAGGAGACCAAAUACACAAACAACAAGAUCUGAUUAAUCUAUUGGGAGCUACCUAUGCUGCUGUUUUUUUCCUUGGAGCUACCAAUGCUUCUGCCGUGCAGUCUGUGGUGGCGGUAGAAAGAAUAGUCUUUUACCGCGAAAGAGCAGCUGGAAUGUAUUCAGAGUUGCCUUAUUCAUUUUCUCAAAUGGCUAUUGAGACAAUUUAUGUUGCAAUUCAAACAUUUGUGUAUUCUCUUCUUCUAUACUCGAUGAUUGGAUUCCAGUGGAAGUUGGAAAAGUUCUUGUAUUUCUACUACUUCCUAUUCAUGUGCUUUACAUACUUCUCAAUGUACGGGAUGAUGGUUGUUGCACUGACUCCGGGCCAUCAAAUUGCUGCAAUUGUUAUGUCCUUCUUCCUGAGCUUUUGGAACUUGUUCUCUGGUUUCCUCAUCCCUAGGCCGCUGAUCCCCAUAUGGUGGAGGUGGUACUACUGGGCUUCCCCAGUCGCUUGGACAAUCUAUGGAAUUUUCACAUCUCAAGUUGGAGACAUGAAGAAUUUACUUGAAAUUCCUGGUUCAAAACCAAAGGCUGUAGAUGCAUUCCUUAAGGACUACAUGGGUUUUCACUAUGACUUUCUUGUCCCUAUAGUCUUCGCCCAUAUUGGUUGGGUCCUCCUCUUCUUCUUUGUCUUUGCCUAUGGCAUCAAAUUCCUUAACUUCCAAAGGAGAUGAGGAACUUUAUUGUGUACCAAAAAAGCCUCUGUUUUCUCUCUCUCUCUCUCCAACUUUUGUAUAAUUUUGCUUGGCUUGGCUCUAUCAGAAUGUAAAGUUACUGUGAUUUAGUUUUCGCAGAUUUUCAUGUUUGAUUGUAGUUAUAAGUUUU